AAAAAAUUUAAAAAAUUUUAAAGUGACAGUGUUGACAACAUAAACAAUUACAAUACGAGUACAAGUUGAUUUGGUGAAAAUGGCAAAACGUUUUAAACUAGAUCUCGAGGGAUACGAGGUUGAUGACAUUGUCAGGUUGUUUUCAAACGGCCGCUUGCCGACCCAGGGUGUGUUUGUGUCAUCGUCGUCCCAAAACCAGAAUGCAUCUAAUCAAGGUGAUCCAGAUAAAAAUCCAAUAUUUUAUCCAGCAUACGACGACGACCCCGAAGCAAUUCCAACCCCAACAGCCGCCGCAGUCACUUUUAAUAAUGAACACCAACUAACAAGACCAAUGCCCCCACAAACACCAUUUUCCAUCGAUUUUGUCCAAGAAAACCAAUCGUUCCCACCGAAUACUAUCAGAUGCCGCUCCUUACACCUCCGGUUGAGAAGUUUCAGGAAAUUCAAUCAACGACGACGACAACGAUCCCAAUCCCAAUAGCAUCAACGUCUUUCCCCCUCAAUACAAGGGAAGAGCGGGCUCAAUUUCUUCUCCAAUUGCAUGAUGAUCCUAGACAGACGUAUGAUGCUGUACCGAAGCUUGUAGGGAUGCGUUUUCGGAAAAUUCUUCCCAAGCCCAACCUUACAUCCGGCGAUGGCGGCGGCUGCUCCUCCACAGCAUUAUCAAACAACUGCGAAAUCUCUAGAGCCACCACCACCAACUUAUCAGAGUCACUGACUCCCUUUCAUACACACGCAAUUUUGAUGGCCACCGUCAGGAGAAGGUCAGAGAGGGGAAAAAUAUGAAGAGACAUUUUCAAAUCCCGUCUGGAUUUGAAGAGCCAGAGCCAGGGUUUCGCCAUGUGCAACAGGGCUCCAAUCAGUGCCAGUACUGUGGAAAAUGUGAAACAAUCAAACAAAAACAAGACCUUCACGAGACAACUUGCAAACAUCUCCACAAGCCGUUCGUGUGCCUAAAGUGUGGCUUUUGCACCCCCAAAGAGUAAGCUACGUUCGUCUGGUGCCCAUAAACAAGGAUGAAGCGUAUGGUUUGGUGUACUUUUUCAAUUAAUUGGCUUGGUAUGAACUGAAAAUAACGUGAAAAAUACGGCGAGUCUGAUACAAAUUAUUAUCGUCGAAAUUUAAAAAUGAUUAUUAUUUAAAAUUACGGGUUUUAUUUGGAAUAAAGAUUUAUUGUUGCG
This is a messenger RNA of Drosophila obscura, 1181 nucleotides long. RefSeq lists its product as uncharacterized. Bases 80 to 481 code for a protein of 133 amino acids. The record is from RefSeq and is a predicted model, not a curated record. The transcript is spliced from 3 exons. Lineage: Eukaryota; Metazoa; Arthropoda; Insecta; Diptera; Drosophilidae.